Messenger RNA from Colletotrichum phormii, 1487 nucleotides. RefSeq lists its product as uncharacterized. NCBI's taxonomy places the organism in Eukaryota, Fungi, Ascomycota, Sordariomycetes, Glomerellales, Glomerellaceae. The record is from RefSeq and is a predicted model, not a curated record. The transcript is spliced from 7 exons. Bases 131 to 1444 code for a protein of 437 amino acids.
AUCAACACAACAAGAAGGGCAAUAAGUUGACUUGGGGGCCCUCCCUUUCUGGCGUAUCUCCCACCGGGUCUCCCUCUCUUUUCGGUCACUGCUUGCUGUUUGUUUGUUUCGCUGUCAGACGAGUCCCGCAAUGUUGACUCUGCGAUUCAUCGUCGCCAUUGGAGCUUCGUGCCUCUUGAGGCUCGCUGGCGCGCAGUCGUUGGCUGAUGCUCCACAGUGCUCUACGAAAUGCCUGUUCCAGGCAAUGAGCCAGCCUGCAUUUGCCAAUCAGUCACAGGCGGAGCUGUGUGUCGAUGAAGGCUUCAACAACUUUGUCGGGGGUUGUGUGCAACAAGGAUGCAGCGUAGUUGAGUCCCUGACCUUUGUCAAUAUCACAAGAACAGCAUGUGGAUUCCCUCUGUCAGACUAUCGCAACGAGUCGAGGGCGACCAGUCUUGGCAUGUUCAUUUUCGCGGCCGCCUUCUUCGCAUGUCGAAUUACUGUCAAAGCCAUGAAGUACUCUCCAUGGGGAGCUGAUGAUAGUCUAAUGGUAGUUGCGUUCGCCGCCUUGAUUCCUUUCAUAGUUCUGAUUCAGUACAUGAUCCCACAAGGCCUGGGACUUGAUAUCUGGGUUCUCCACGACUACCAGAUUACUACCUUUCUCAGAUACCUUCUCAUGGUCCAAACACUCUACAUCUUUGUCCUCGCCAUCGUCAAGGCAUCCAUCCUGCUGUUCUUCCUUCGCAUCUUCCCAGAAAAGAAGUUUAGAAUCGCAGUCUGGUGGACGCUAGCCUACGACCUCUUCGUCGGCUUCAUCUUCAUCGUCUUCAGCUUCAUCCAAAGACAGCCUACAUGGCUUGUCUGGGAGGGCUGGCGUGACAAGGAUCCCCGCGGUGUCAUUCUCGACCUCAACAAAAUGGGCUUGGCCCAUGGCGGCAUGAACAUCGCGCUCGAUGUCUGGAUGCUUAUCUUGCCCCUGACACAACUCUACAAACUGAACCUUAAGAUGAAAAAGAAACUGGGAAUUAUUGCGAUGUUCAGCGUCGGUAUCUUCCUCACGGUAGUUAGCAUCGUCCGACUUCACAGCUUGAUGACAUUUGCGACAUCCGCAAAUGCGACAGCCGAUGCGCGAGGCACAACUAUCUGGUCUGCCAUUGAGAUCUGCACUGGUGUAGUGGUCGCCUGCAUGCCAAAUGCGCGACAGAUCGUGCGAGAGGCUGGUCGGCAAAUCAAGGAUGCGUCAGCGAGCCUUAUGAACAGGACGCGUAGCACAAAUUCGGGGUCACAGAGUGUCUUCCAAGACCAAUCGCUCGAGAUGCGGGUGGCAGUGAACUCUUCGGCCGCCCGAUCAGCGCCAACAGACAAGAGCAGUUACAGCUCUACUACCGCCAUUAAUUCCGGGAGGAGGAAUUCGAGCUUUACGAGCGAUGUGGAGACAGCAAGAAAAGACUUAGACUUGAUGUAACAUCAUUGCCACGCAGGGAGGGGGUUGUCGGGGAGCUUGUAGU